Messenger RNA from Dermatophagoides pteronyssinus (European house dust mite), 971 nucleotides. RefSeq names its product trypsin alpha-4. Gene Ontology annotation, molecular function: serine-type endopeptidase activity. NCBI's taxonomy places the organism in Eukaryota, Metazoa, Arthropoda, Arachnida, Sarcoptiformes, Pyroglyphidae. The record is from RefSeq and is a predicted model, not a curated record. Gene Ontology annotation, biological process: proteolysis.
AUGAAUGAAAAUUUUUAAGAACAAUUUCAUUUUAAAUCUCAAUCUUUUUUUUGAGAUUUGUUGAAGAAAAAAGAAUAAUCAUAAUGAAAUUCAUCAUCCUUUUUGCAUUAAUUGCUAUCGGAACAUCUGUAGCGAUUGGUGAACAGGCCAUUCGUCUUCCAUUACCUGAUGCCAUAACGGAAAAGUUUCCAUGGAUGAUCAAUGAACCAUUAAAUGAUGAACGUGAAAGAAUUGUUGGUGGUUCGAAUGCAUCACCGGGUGAUGCUGUUUAUCAAAUUGCAUUGUUUCGAAAAGAUUCAUUCACCUGCGGUGGUUCGCUUAUAUCAUCGAGAACUGUAUUGACUGCUGCUCAUUGUGUUUUCGGCGAUGAAGCAACACCUUCAUAUUUUAAGAUUCGUUACAAUACAUUAGAUCGAACCAAUGGUCCGACUAUAGGUGUCAGUAAAAUUUAUCGUCAUAACUUAUAUUCAUCAUCAACCAUUGAUUAUGAUGUUGCUACAUUGAUUUUAUCUCAACCUUUUACUCCGUCGGCCAAUGCUGAUAUUAUUCCGUUAACAACAAGCGAGCCAGCUGAUGGCACAAAACUUCAGAUUACCGGCUGGGGAAGACUUAAAUCCGGUGGUACAUUGCCAACAAUUCUACAGAUUGCAAGUGUAACAAAAAUGUCUCGAACCAAAUGUUCGAGUACUUGGGGCUCUGUCAAUGCAAUUACUAAUCGAAUGUUGUGUGCACACAAUUCAAAACAAGCAUCAUGCAAUGGUGAUUCUGGUGGUCCUUUGGUCUCUAAUGGUCAUUUGGUUGGUGUAGUUUCAUGGGGUCCAUCAACAUGCUUGAGUACCAAAUAUCCGACCAUUUAUAGUAAUGUUGCAAAUCUUCGAAAUUGGAUCAUUUCAAAUACAGUUUAAUGAUUAAUCAUAAUCAUUUGAAUAAUUAUUGAAUUUUAAUAAAAAUUUAUUUUAAAUCAUUAUUAA